UAUACUAGAUAAAAAGAGCAAUCCUUUUGUUCUGCGUAUACAAAAGAAAAUGUCCACUCGCCCAUUAAAUAAAUUAUUGAAUGGCUUGAAAGUUAAAAAACGAUCGUGGAUUCCAAGGAUUAAUAAACGCAGUGGAAUCAAGAAAAAGGAACUCAUAUUAGAAGAACAAGUACUUGCACCAAUCCUGAGAAGACAAAUAACAAUAUUUGAUCUUCCAGCCGAAAUUUAUUCACAUAUACUUUCUUACCUUUUAUUCACAGACUUAUAUUCUCUUUCUUCAGUUUCGAAAUUCUUUAGGAAUUUACUUUGGUCAAAAUCGGAAUUUACUCAAUCAAUUUGGAGAAAUUGUAGAUUAUUUCAUAAUCCCAUUUAUCCCAAAUUGCCUCCGCCUAAUGGAAUGUGCGAACAGCAAUACAUUUGGAUUACUUUAGCUAAAAGAACUUGUCAGUUUUGUAAAGAAAUUUAUGAAACUACUGCUUAUGAUAAAUGGUCUGUAAAAAUAAAUUUUUGCAAUCUUUGCAUCGCAAGUGAUAAAUAUUUCAUAGAAGAAAACUGUGGAUCAGUUACUUUACCACAAGAACUUAAGGGUU
This is a messenger RNA of Funneliformis caledonium, 590 nucleotides long. NCBI's taxonomy places the organism in Eukaryota, Fungi, Glomeromycota, Glomeromycetes, Glomerales, Glomeraceae. The record is from the annotation of a GenBank genome assembly.